Molecule: messenger RNA, 3051 nt
Organism: Egretta garzetta (little egret)
Lineage: Eukaryota; Metazoa; Chordata; Aves; Pelecaniformes; Ardeidae
Gene: USP30
Product: ubiquitin specific peptidase 30
Exons: 13
Coding region: 367-1767 (466 amino acids)
Biological process (GO): protein deubiquitination
Cellular component (GO): cytosol; nucleus
Molecular function (GO): cysteine-type endopeptidase activity; cysteine-type deubiquitinase activity
Source: RefSeq, a predicted model, not a curated record
UGACAAAGGACUUGCGUUACGUCACGCACUGAUUGUGCCAGUUGUCAUUUUCCCCAAACCGGGGCUCCCUGGCCGUGUUUCUGUGUCGGGGUAAGUUCAUUCCUGAAGCGCUGCGGAUAAGACGCUUCGUUUUGCAUUUUGGAACGCGAAAUCAAACGUGUUCUUCCUGCCCACUUGUACGAGAGGAGCGGAAGCCUCUUGCUAAGCCGCUGUACGGCAGCCCCCCUCGUUAAUCCCUGGCAGCCCAGGAGUUUUCAUAACAACGUGCCAAUCUGAGCAAAAGCUUCACCAAACCGAGCAGAAGCACGCAGUGGUGCGGCAGUGACCCCGUACGCUCGCGCAGGAAGGAUUGGGACCGAGGAUUUUAUGCUUUGGCUUGUACCUGGCCUUCUGAACUUGGGAAACACCUGUUUCAUGAACUCUUUGCUGCAAGGCUUAUCCUCCUGUCCGUCGUUCAUCAAAUGGCUGGAGGAAUUUACAGCACAAUACAAGACGGACCAGAAUGAGUCCGCCGAGCAUCACUGCUUGUCGCUUACUUUGCUGCAUCUCCUAAGAGCCUUAUCCUGUCAAGAGGGAACAGAAGACGAUGUUCUGGAUGCGAGCUGCCUGUUAGAAGUUUUACGGAUGUACAGGUGGCAGAUCUCCUCAUUUGAAGAGCAGGAUGCUCACGAACUGUUUCAUGUCCUUACCUCUUCGUUAGAAGAUGAACGGGAUCGUCAGCCACGUGUGACGCAUUUGUUCGAUGUGCAUUCGCUGGAGCAGCCAGAAAUAACCCAAAAGCAAAUAAGCUGCAGAACAAGAGGGUGUCUUCCCCCUGUGUCAAAUCACUGGAAAUCUCAGCAUCCUUUUCACGGAAGGCUGACCAGCAACAUGGUUUGCAAACACUGUGAACACCAGAGCCCUGUGAGGUAUGAUACCUUUGACAGUCUCUCACUGAGUAUCCCAGCAGUUGUGUGGGGUCGUCCCAUGACGCUGGACCACUGCCUCCAUCAUUUCAUCUCCUCUGAAUCUGUAAAGGAUGUUGUGUGUGACAACUGCACUAAAAUUCAGGCAGAAGGGACUCUGAAUGGACAGAGCAUAGAAAACCAGAGAACAACAUUCGUUAAGCAAUUAAAGUUAGGAAAGGCACUGAGGCCUCAAUUCAGCAAAACAUCAAACUAUACCUUAAAGAAUCUCCCUCAGUGUUUGUGCAUCCAUCUGCAAAGACUGAGCUGGUCAAACCAAGGCACUCCUCUGAAACGUCACGAACACGUGCAGUUCAAUGAGUUCCUGAUCAUGGACAUCUACAAAUACCGCAUUCCUGUUCAUAAAUCAAGCCAGAAUGAACUGAAUCAGAAAAACUCUGAAGAGAUAACACCUGGAACAAAGGAUGGGAUAGCAGUAAAACCUUCAGAUGCAGAACAGCCGUCUGGGACUAAGCCGCUCUUUAUGAACGGUGCCUGCUCCUCUUCAUUUUUAAUGUCCUCGGGAACUUUUUCACUUGCUGCAUUCCCUGAAUGCAGUUCCCCUGUAUACCUUUACCGUCUGAUGGCAGUCGUAGUUCAUCACGGAGACAUGCAUUCUGGACACUUUGUGACUUACCGCCGCUCUCCACCUUCUCCUAAGACCCCGCUCUCCGUCAGCAGUCAGUGGCUGUGGAUUUCAGAUGACACCGUUCGCAAAGCCAGCCUGCAGGAAGUCCUUUCUUCCAGCGCUUACUUGCUUUUCUAUGAGCGUGUUCACUCGAGGGUACAGCACCAAAGCUUGGAGUUGAGGGCUGAACAGUGAUUAAGAGAGCAGAUGAAGGACAAAAACUGACAAAAUUCCUCUUAACGAGAUCUACGUUGCACCUCCUGUCCGUUAUGCAAAUAACCCACCGCAGGCCCUUUAACUUCCCCCUCCCUCUAUGGCAAUGGCUGGCUCCUGCUGGGAGUUGUGUUUUGUACCAAAAUUACGCUACCCAAAGCUGGUCUGCUAACGUUGCGCAGUCCGAAGCAUAGCUGCAUUAGAGAAGCAUUUAUUCUGUUAGGUAGUAAUUUUGCCAACGUCGCAGCUCUGAAACAGACAUUUCAAACAGACUUCUCCAGGCUGUAUUCCACAGCCUGACACGUAGGUAAAUUUUCCAGGGGAGAUGCUUAAUUCUAUACAUUUCACUACCAACGUUUCCAAGCAGGGGAGCCCCAGAAGCGGUUGAUGGGAAGCUACUGUUAUCAAAGGCAAUGAUUUAAGAAACAAAGUGCCUUGAGCUUAUUUGAAUAGUAACACUACCAUUGUCUGAGUCCACUGGAUGUUCGCUGCGUUCUGAUAAAAUGUCUCAAGAUGACGGGCUGAACUACUAACAGAGUCAGAUUUCUCUUGAUAUCCCAGCUAAUCAACAAAGCGAGGCAUCUCUACAUAACACGCACGAUCCAAAAAACGACUUCCCAGUUCCCAUCAUUUUCCUAAUAUUUUAGUUCUUUAUACAUCAUAGAAGUACUUCUGCUGUUUCAAAGUGCAGUUUCCUUUUUCCAGGAGAAAAGAUCAUUUUUUUAAUCUACUAAGAGCCAACACCCUGAUUUAUUGCUCCUUAUCUUUGGAAUAUUGCUGAAAUCAAGGGACAGAAGUGUUUGCUAGCAAUCAGUAUUGCUAAUUUCCUCCGCUGCUAUGAAACUGUUGAAUACGGUUGCUUGUCGUAUCGACUGCAACUUCUAAUGCUGUGAUUUCAAGGCUGCUGUAAUUGGUGUUCUAGACUUGCCCUUCCUAUUUUACUGCUGAAAACUGCCAUUUCUCAUCAACCAUCCAGAUACACCCGGUCUGGCUUGCACUUGAGCUUUAGAGCUUGUACCGGUUGCGAUUGCGAGCCGAGAUGUAAAGCAACCCAAGCGUCCUCGUUACGUUAAGAGUAUACACGAUUGAAUCAGGGCUGGUGGGCACUUACGUGUCUUGCGAAGUAGCACAGCAGCCUGAAAAGACCGGCGUCGCUGCAUUAGAUACAGAUUGCCACAUAAAUAGAAGUAAGGUGUGCUUUGCUGCUCUAGAUUGUUGGACGUGUAAAAAAAAAAAAAAAUAAAUAAAUCCCAAACAAAGCGAGGG